AUGGUCGCUACGUCCGCGAGGUCGACGGCGACAGGCAUAGCGCAGUUCCAACAGGACGUGCUCGACAACGGCCCGGAGUACACGAUGCGCAUCACCCCAGACGAGGAAGACCGCAUCGUUGAGCUCCUCGGGCCCGAGUAUCUUGACGUCGGACUCGUUGCCACCAAGGUGACGGGCCCUCCGCGCCACUGCUCCGUCUGCGGGAAGCAGACAGAGUUUGUGGACUGGGUAUUCACAGCGCUCGCGCGCGGCGUCCACUCGCCCGGAUUCAUCGUCGAGUCCCUCAAGCUGGGGAACUCUCCGAAGAAACUCGGCCACGACGUGUAA
Trametes versicolor FP-101664 SS1 is the source of this 327-nucleotide messenger RNA. RefSeq lists its product as uncharacterized. The coding region runs from base 1 to 327 and encodes 108 amino acids. The transcript has 3 exons. The record is from RefSeq and is a predicted model, not a curated record. NCBI's taxonomy places the organism in Eukaryota, Fungi, Basidiomycota, Agaricomycetes, Polyporales, Polyporaceae.